Molecule: messenger RNA, 1014 nt
Organism: Charadrius vociferus (killdeer)
Lineage: Eukaryota; Metazoa; Chordata; Aves; Charadriiformes; Charadriidae
Exons: 4
Coding region: 1-1014 (337 amino acids)
Biological process (GO): ubiquitin-dependent protein catabolic process
Molecular function (GO): ubiquitin protein ligase activity
Source: RefSeq, a predicted model, not a curated record
AUGAAGAUGGAGGCAGUGGGAAAAGCAGAAGAACUUGUUGAUUCAGAAGUUCCACCAAAGACUUCUGAAAAGCAAGAGACUGCUCCUGAUGAAGGUGGACCUAUAGAACUCGAGACACAAACUCAGAAAGACAAAGUGCCCACUGCAGCAGACUCUGUGGUGCUCUCUUCCAUGCCUUGCUUACUGAUGGAACUGAGGCGAGACUCCUCGGAGUCUCAGCUAACAUCUACAGAGAGCGAUAAGCCAAUGGGUGGUCGAGUUUACGAGAGUGACUCUUCUAAUAAUUGUAUGCUUUCCCCUUCUUCCAGUGGGCAUUUGGCUGACUCAGAUACAUUGUCUUCCACAGAAGAGAAUGAGCCCUGUCAAGCUGAAGCUGCUGUAGAGGGAGACCCUUCUGCGGUGUCUGGGGCUGCAGUUGGGAGGAAAUCCAGGCGAUCCAGGUCUGAAAGUGAAACUUCAACGAUGGCUGCCAAGAAAAACCGACAGUCUAGUGAUAAGCAGAAAGGGAUACCAGGUGGACCUCCAGUUGUAGCUCAUUAUGAUAUCUCGGACACAAAUUCAGAUCCAGAAGUGGUAAAUGUGGACAAUCUGUUGGCGGCUGCAGUAGUUCAAGAGCACAAUAAUUCUUUAGGAAAUCAAGACUCAGGAUCUACCUGGAGAACCGGAAGGCUGCUAGAUGAACUGAGUGCUAAUACAGGUCAUUUGGAUCCAGGCUUCCUUGCAAGUGACAAAACGUCUCCUGGUAAUGCACAGAUCAAUGAAGAAAUUAAUAUCGCCUCUUCUGAUAGCGAAGUAGAGAUUGUUGGAGUUCAGAAACAUGCCAGGUGUGUGCAUCCCAGGGGAGGUGUGAUUCAGAGUGUGUCUUCCUGGAAGCAUGGCUCAGGCUCACGGUACAUUAACACUCAGCGAGCACAAUCAUGGACAGCUGUGACUCCCCAGCAGAAUUGGUCUUCGCCCCCAGAAGUAGUAGACCUCACUUUGGAUGAGGAUACCAGACGCAAAUAUCUACUGUAA